UCCGUAUUGUUUAUCCACUCUUGGAUUAGUAAAAAUUCCAAACAGAAUAUUUUGCGCAAAUUCGCGUAAAGUCCACCGAAUUCGCUUUGUCAUGUGCGGAAUCGAUGGACGCGAAGUCUUGUAUGCUCUGGACGCUUGUUUUGCUUAUCGCGAAGGUGAAUUCUUUAAACAAGACGUUAAAAUGCGAGAAAUUGGAAAUGCAAACUUGUUUCGACAUUGAAUUGCCGUUCAACUUCACGACGACAAGCAUUGCUACCGACUCAAAAGAUCAAAAAGAAAUCGAGAAAAAUCUUAAACGUUGGAAAGCCCUGAGUUUUUUGCCACGUUGCUGGGAGGUCCUCAAACCUUUGCUGUGUCGAGUUUACAUGCCAGAAUGCCACAAAGAUUCCGAUAAGGUUGCCCGGUUGCCAUGUCGUUCUGCUUGCUUGCUCACGAGAGCGCCAUGUCGCGUCGUCGAGAAAUACCAUACAUAUGGUGGGUGGCCUGAGUUUUUAGAGUGCGAGAAAUUCCCUUUAAAAGAUUGUGACAACCUUACGGCGUUGAAAAUCAACAAGACGAAUUGUCCAACACCUCUUGUAAACACGGACGACGAGGAGAGCUGGUACGAGGGUGUUCACGGCUGUGGUAUCCAAUGUAAUAAUCCGAUAUUUACAGACGAGGAACAUGAUCGAAUUCAUCGUUUCAUUGGCGCGUUUGGUUCGCUGUCCGUUCUCUGUACAGCUUUUACUGUGCUUACGUUUCUGGUUGGUUGGAAAGCGCAGAACAAGUAUCCUUCAGUUAUUUUGUUCUACAUGAACGCCUGUUUCUGUCUCACGUACUUGGGAUUUCUGAUUCAGUUUUUCGGAGAAACUAGGAGCAAGAUUCUUUGCAGAGGUGACAACACGAUGCGUCUGGGGGAACCAGUCGGUGCAGAUUCGGUGUCAUGCAUCUUCACGUUUUUUCUGGUCUAUUAUUUCUCAACGGCUGGAGUGAUAUGGUUCGCUGUUCUGUCUUACGCCUGGUAUAUCUGCUUCCAAAGUCUGGGCACAACCAGAGAUGAUCUAUCAAGCAAAGCCUUGUACUUUCACCUCGUGUCCUGGAUACCACCACUUAUCCUGUCUUGUAUCGUCAUGUCACUUUCACAGGUCGAUGGUAAUUCGCUCAGUGGAAUCUGUUUUGUCGGAUACAGAAACAUUCAAAUGAGAAUAUAUUUCCUCUUGGCUCCGCUUGGGAUUAACCUAGCGGUCAGCGGUACAUUUCUAUCUAGAGGGCUGUUUAUCCUAUGGAAACUAAGAAAAACUAAUCCUCAUUUUCUAAGUCUGAGAUCCGCCAGCAGAAUUAAGGAGACUAUUGUUAGAAUCGGUAUAUUCGCCUUCCUUGCUUUCAUUUUUGUUGGCACAACCUUCGCGUGUCAUCUCUACGAUUAUCAAAAUCAGAAAAUCUGGGAACAAGGUUACAGGGAAUACAUGAAAUGCAUCGCAGACGCUACGAUCAAGAAUGGACCGCAAGAAUGCGAGGCGGACAGUCGACCAGACCUCGGAAUUAUUGAACUGCAUCUUUUCUCGCUGUUUGGUGCAGGAAUCACAAUGAGCGCAUGGACCUGGACGUCGAGUAUUCUGUCCAGCUGGAAGACUGCUUGGGAUAGAUUAACAGGCAAGAAAAGAUAUCCGGAAUUGAGCCACUACAAUUUAGUUCGAAGAAUGAGGGAGAUGAGAAAAUUGCAGGCAGCUGUUCACCCAUCCGUCGAACCGACUCCGGAAAAAAUCACCGAGAACAAGGUCACAACUCCCCUCCCGGUGAACGAGGAAACGUUGCAACUUCACAGUAUAAUUAGCGACAUCAGUGUGAUAUCUGAUCCCAGACUGUUGAUACCACCAAAAACAAACCUUAAAACUGUGAGAAUUCAAACCAAAGAAACUGAUGAUGCAGAAAGCUGAUGAUGAAAGAUUGCAAAAAGGAAACCAGAAUAUAAAGGCAACGUUGAGCCCCUCACAAGAGUGACCGUGUCCUUCCCCUCUUGAAAUACUAUUUUGCUCCCCACGUGACAUGUCUUUCUUAAUGACAAGACGUGUUUGAAAGACAGCCAUUACCGCGCAGAGAAAUCCUUGUCUCAUGAAAAACCAUCCCCUCUCUUUUAAUUCUCCCAGCCACUUUCUCUAACAAACCCCUCCCUAUUGGUCCCGCUCUUUCGAUAAAUUGCCAUUUCUAAGAAAUCUACCCUCUUUAGAUGUCGUGAUUCUCUCUUUCUAACCGGUCGUCUAAGCCUACAUCCCUUUUAGAGCCUCUCUUACCCAUUUCCUUAACUUAUGCUGCUCUCCCUAAUAAAGCUGAACUCUAAAAAACGCCUCUCUUCAACGCGUCCCUCCAGUGUCAUACCCCUAGCCUCUCUCUAAUUAAACCUAUGUAACCCAACAGAAACACAAGUUGUCUUAAUAAACAAUCCGUAACUUGUAUUGGACAAAAAACCCCUCAGUUGAUAAUGGAGACUGCAGUGGGAAAUGUGAAUAAGGAUGUAUACAAAUUAUUAUUUCAACACGUGUUUUGCAUGUACGUACGUAUUUUUUACAUCUGGAUAUAAGUCGAUAAAAACUUUCUUUGCCAUGCAUUAUUGUGCAGAAUUUUGCUUUUAAAAGUUAUGUCAAACUCCCAGGAGCGGAAAGGCUUUUGUGCUUGUGACAAAGAUAGUAAAAUAUGUGAAUACUAAAUAUGUUAUCCUUAUGCCUUAAAGUUCGAUUAUAUAGUCGUAUAUACGAUUCUUA
Messenger RNA from Dendronephthya gigantea, 2738 nucleotides. RefSeq names its product smoothened homolog. Gene Ontology annotation, cellular component: dendrite; plasma membrane; cilium. Gene Ontology annotation, biological process: central nervous system development; commissural neuron axon guidance; smoothened signaling pathway. The record is from RefSeq and is a predicted model, not a curated record. Gene Ontology annotation, molecular function: transmembrane signaling receptor activity; patched binding. The transcript is spliced from 10 exons. NCBI's taxonomy places the organism in Eukaryota, Metazoa, Cnidaria, Anthozoa, Malacalcyonacea, Nephtheidae. The coding region runs from base 105 to 1916 and encodes 603 amino acids.